Rhipicephalus microplus (southern cattle tick) is the source of this 110-nucleotide messenger RNA. RefSeq lists its product as uncharacterized. NCBI's taxonomy places the organism in Eukaryota, Metazoa, Arthropoda, Arachnida, Ixodida, Ixodidae. The record is from RefSeq and is a predicted model, not a curated record.
CACGUGCCAGAAGAAAAAAUUGAAGAGCAGAAUUUCAUCUUACUUUGCCACCAAUGCAGCUGAUGAGGAGUGACAGAAAGGAAUACUAUGCUGUGAGUGCCAUCUGUUUG